AUGAUUCUGGUAACGACGUUGACUCUAUCCUUAUCUGCCAGUUGUGGAGUGGGGAGAGAGUGUGUCCAUGGGAAUUGUGUGCAGACAGACGGAUCUCUUUUCUGCCAGUGCCAACGCGGAUGGUCUGGGAGCGCCUGUGACGCUGCAAAGCCUGGUUUCCGGAUACUUCGAACCGGGGCUGACUCUUCGGGUGGGAAUUUAGAGAUUGCGGUCAGUCAUCGUUGUCUCAUCAAUGGAAAAGAAUGCAAUGAUUCUAUGAAAUGCUCUCAUUAUGACGGUGCGUACCGCUGUGAGCAAUGUCCAGAAGGGUUUGUUUCUUUUGAAGGAGUUUGCACCUCGAAGAAUUGCUACGAACAAGGGACUCUCCUUCACAGCUCCAAUGUCCCUUGUAACGGGCGCGGCCGAUGUGUUCUAAAAGAUGUUGGCAAAGCACACAUAGCCACUUCGGAUGAUUACUUGUGUUCGUGCUACUCUCUGUACAGUGGGAAGUUUUGCGCUGCGUGCAAUGAGGCAGCAGCCGUUGACCUAUCCACUAAAGACGAGCUGAAGUGUGUUCCUCGAUCGUGUAUAGAUGAAAGCGGGCAGAUCUGUUCUGGGAAGGGAGAGUGCGUACCAGACGUGGGUUCUACUGGCAGAGACUACAACUUCAGAUGUGCGUGCAACAAGGACUGCACGCAUGUGGGCCAGUCGUGCGUGCCGACAAGUUGUGUAGCGUAUCACUCUGGUAUUCCGAUUAUCUGCGGAGGGUUUGGCAAAUGCGUCAUGACAACUGGCCUGUAUCGAUGUGAAUGUGAUGCCGACAUGGUCAGCAUCAACGGAGAGUGCGCCCCCGUUGGGUGCACUGAUAGCAAAGCUAUGACCGUGUGCGGCGGAGUUGGUAUCUGUAAGAGAAAUGGCAGGUCCUACUCCUGUGAUUGUGGCGAUGUUGCAGCCGGCUCUCUUUGUGAGAAGUGCAUACUGGGGGCCUCGCAGGUGGUGGAAAAUCGCUGUGUUCCUCUAACUUGUGUGUCAAGUGAUGGGUCAAUAUGUAAGAAUGGUGGCCCGUGUGUUAAGUAUGAAGGGACUUAUCACUGCCGCUGUCCAGACUCGUUUAUUGAGAGGCAUGGCGAGUGUGUGUUGCGUGACUGUAUUGAUGAGCACUUUGGCACUAUUUGCUCUGGCUAUGGCGCAUGCUCGAAUAGCCUCACAAGUCAAAGUGCGUGUAUCUGCGAACAAGGCUAUACGUACAUAUAUCCAGGACGCUGUGUGCCCAGUAAGCUGAUUGCUAAUGGAGCUGUUUGCAGUGACAAUGGUGUUCUUAAAGUAGCCAUGGUUGGUGGAGUAUCAAGCUUCCUAUGCUCAUGCUCACACAUAUACACUGGAGAAAACUGCUCUGAAUGCAAUACAAAGGGAAGUAACCCCACUGCCGAGAUGAUAGGUAGUCAAUGCAUUGCCAAGAGCUGUAUUACACAAUCACCGACGCCCGCCAACACUGGGGAUAUGUCUGGUGUUUGUCAGAACGCAAAGUAUACCGUGUUUGGCGACUCAACCGCCCCAUAUAUUACGUGUGUGUCAGACACAUCAACAAGGGUAAUUGCAUACAAUAACACAUACCUCGCUGAUGAGGAGUGCACCCACGUCAGUCAAAUAAAUAAGACUAGGGUCUUUUACUGUGGACUACAUGAUGGCCUUUCUGAUGGUAUAGAGUCUAGUGGUGCACCAAAAUGUUCAGACAAAUCUGGUGCCUCAGGAAAGGUGUGUACCUGUCAGGACAACUUCCACACUGUAACAUUUACCUCGGGCCCCAACAAGGGUAAGACAACGUGCAUUCACAAGGACUGCCACGACAACUCAAGCGGUCGUGAGCAAGAUAAUUAUUGUGGAGGAAUAGGAGAUUGCGUAAAGGAGGCUAGUGCCUCAAACUACCAUUGUGACUGUGGCAGCGAGGCAAGAUGGGAUACGGCAAGUAAGCGUUGUGUCGCAGACUCUUGCAUGUUAAAGAAGACUUUAGCUGGCCCUAGCAUAGUGCCCAAUACGUAUUGUGUCACAAACGAUGUGGCUACAAAUAGAAGCGAAAGCUGCUUGUUGAGGGAAAGCGGCGACUGGAGUUGCCAAUGCAGCGGCCUGCUCACAACCUACGUCUCUACAUGUGUCCUAUCGACUGCGUAUGCCGAUGAAAGUGCACACAGAUCAAUAGGAUUUUGUGGUGGCCCAGGAGCUGGCGCUUUGGAUGCUACAACAAACGCGUGCAUAUGUUCCAAGAACUUUGUGAAGAUAGGCGGUUUCUGCUAUAGCGUGAAUUGCCUGCCAAGCAAUCAUAUUCCUGGGGAAUACAGACUGAGCCACGUAUGUUCUGGAAUAGGGUCGUGCAUAUACACUGAGACCACUAACUCUUAUGGCUGUAAGUGUCCCGACGAAACCGAAAGCUACGGAGGCUACUGCACCCACACAGGGUGCGCUGUUCUGACGUACGUUGGAGGCAAAUUGCAAUACUCUGAGUGCGGGGCUCUUUCGCCGUUCGUCGAGUGUCGCAUGAAGAGUGCCGGUGGUGGCCACGAAUGCGCCUGCUCAGGGCCAUUCACGCUGCUCAAUAAGAGAUGCAUCCACCAAGAUUGUCUUCGCGACAACGUGUACUGCGGAGGAGACGCUCUGGCCGGCUGCGUGUACAAACCGGAGCAGCAGAGGUUUGGAUGUGCUUGUUCCGAAGGCUUUCUCGCUGUGAGCACAGGAGAGCAAUGUGUCCCGAGGAAGUGCAUCUAUGUGCACUCGACUCUCGCUGAGCCAAAGGUGUGCGGAGGAUUCGGCACUUGCUUUGGCCAGGCUGGAACCCCCCUUUCUGAAAGGAGGUGUAGCUGCACAGACAACACUACCGAAGUAACGCUUCGCGACAUCACAGGGGUCCUUAAGAGCACGUGCGUCCAAGAAGAUUGCAUCAAUUACGUUGAUCAGAAUCCUCUGAUCUGUGGUGGUGUCGGUGAAUGCGUGCAUGGAAAGUGUGUUUGUGAUAUCGGCUACUUUGCAGUCAAUGGAACGUGUGCCAGCCCGCGCUGCAUUGUCCCUGUAGCAAGCGGUUUGCAUACAGUCCAGUCUGUGUGUGGAGGCCCGACUGUUGCCUCCUGUGUAGUUUCUGAGCUUCCAAACACUGCGCUGAAUGGAUAUAUAUGCAAAUGUAUAAAUACGACAGACAAUAAGUACAGGCAAAUCGGCAGACAGUGUGCUCCACAGGAGUGCGUCUUCCCAAGGUCUGCCAAUGGUCACGACGUCGACACUGUUUGCGGAGGACAUGAGUUUGGUACAUGCGUUAUGGAUCUAGUGGGCAAUAAGUCUUAUUGCUCUUGUGAUAAAGAUGUUGCUGUCCAGCUCUUUACCGGAAGAUGCAUUCCUAAGGAGUGUGCUGGCCUCAUUGACUUUAAUAAGUACGAGGAAUGCGGAGGCAACGGAAGCUGUACAAGGUCUGGCGAUAGCUAUUUCUGCACAUGCAAGUCUGGAUAUAAGACAAUCACCUUCCGAGGCGUCGUGUAUCCGUGUGUGGCAACGGAGUGCAUUACGCAAGAAUCGGACGGGGCAGAAACUGUUUGUCACAGCGGAGGGGUAUGUUCUGCAGAGAAGAAGUGUGUCUGUAAGAAUGGCCACUACGGGGAAAAGUGUGAGAAUUGUUCGAGUGGGUACACAAGGGACAGAAGCUCCAGAACCUGCUAUGUCAAAGAUUGCUUCAGUUCCGAGCCGGGCUUUGAAGACGUUGUUUGCAACGGGGCUGGCAGGUGUGUUGAAGAGGAAGGAGAUAAGGGUUACUGCAUCUGCGAUUCCUACUGGGGGCCGUCAGGCACGGUAUGCUACCCCCUAGGGUGCCUUACUCUUGGGACGGUGUGCAACGGUAACGGCCGAUGUACGGUGGUCAAAGGGGGCGUUUGUACAUGCAAUGACAACUAUCAGAGCACCGUUGAUAGCAUAUGCGUCCACAAAGACUGCAUAUCCACUACGGGUGGCGUUAACCUGGUCUGCAGUGGACAUGGCCGUUGUCUCUCGGAUAAUGGGAGAGUACCUGUCUGUAGAUGCUAUCCAGGUUACACACUAAAGGACAGUUUUGCAUGCGAGGCCGACGUAGCAAGAACAGCCAUUCAACCCUACGUUCCAAUUGUCGUCGGAGUUCUUGUCCUCAGCGUGCUUGCAGGUCUCAUUGGGUUCCUCUCGUGGCGGUUCUGUUGUAAGAACAAGAAGCCCAAGCAUCCUCUCGAUAUACCCACGAAGCGACGAGGCAGGCGGGAAAGGUCUGCCAUAGCACUCAUAUCUUAUGCAAACUUCCGCGGUCGUAACGCAAACGAGGCCAUGGGACUGGCAGAGCUAGAGGAAGGAUCCGAUGGUAGUGCCGCGGUUUAA
Giardia duodenalis is the source of this 4356-nucleotide messenger RNA. Its product is annotated as High cysteine membrane protein EGF-like. The record is from RefSeq and is a predicted model, not a curated record. Lineage: Eukaryota; Fornicata; Diplomonadida; Hexamitidae. The transcript has a single exon. Bases 1 to 4356 code for a protein of 1451 amino acids.